AUGGUCACAAUUCUCGAUCUGGGUGAUAUCUCUUGCCAUCGGAGACACAUUGACCAGGUUGAGUUCAAUACCAAAGGUGAGAACUUCACCAUACUGCAACCGGGUGAUGAAGCGAAGCUACUGGGCGAUGAUGUGGAUGAAGAAAGCAUACCUUUCAAUCUAACAGGCGCUGCGGCUUUAGAUAGCCUGGAUAAGUUGGAUAACGAUGACCACCUGAUCAAUAUCCGCACGACCUCCGACCCAAAACCAUCGCAACCUUCGGGUCAACCCACAGCUGUAGGUUCGAAGCGGACCGUAUCCAAGCUUAGCGAAUCAUCCGCUUGCCCUGUUCCAGAAAAAUCCAAGGCUGUUGAGUCGACACAAUCCAACUCGGACGUUUCAACCGCCAAGACGGUCAUUUCUCUUGCACCGUCGGAUCAGUCUGCAACAAUGUCUGAGACUGAUUGUUUGAACGCACGCGCUAUCAGAUUUGGCUUGCAACGUCCUGCCGGCGCUGGUGCUGCUUUGACGGAUGACAAGCUUGCGGCGCGCGCUCGUCGAUUUGGUCUACCCGUCAACGAAAAUCGUUCUACCUCUACUACUGCCGGUGGUAUUCGUGCAGCCACGGGGCCUUCCAUUGAUGCGGAACUCCUGCGCAAGCGAGCCGAGCGUUUCGGCGAGGUCACCAGUCCGAUUGUCGACAAGGACCUAUCCCUACAAUCCAUUGCACUGAAUAUGCAAGUCUUUGAUCAAAUCCGUGCAACAGUCAGGCGAAUUUCGUACAAAGCACUGUUCAAGUAUCAGGUUCAUAUAACCAUGUUGCCGGAGACUAGGUAUAACGGUGCGGAUGAUGGAAUUCGUAAGGAUCUUGGGCCAAUGCAA
Molecule: messenger RNA, 861 nt
Organism: Opisthorchis viverrini
Lineage: Eukaryota; Metazoa; Platyhelminthes; Trematoda; Opisthorchiida; Opisthorchiidae
Exons: 5
Biological process (GO): poly(A)+ mRNA export from nucleus
Cellular component (GO): nucleus
Source: RefSeq, a predicted model, not a curated record